AUGUAUUACAGUGGAACCCCUUCAUAUAUCAGUUCACCAUAUAGUUACAGCAGUUCGUUUACCCCAUUAGGAACGUCAUAUAGUGCUUCGUAUCUCAAUCCUGGUGCAAGUUACAGCAAUCAUUCAUCUUUAGGGGGAUAUUCCCGAACACCUAUUACGACGAGAUGGAUUUCAAGUGGAAGAUCUUAUUCUCCAAUGCUCAGCACCAUAUCAGAACGUGGUAGUUCAACUCCAGUGCGAAUUAAUAGUCCCAGGAGGGCUCCGAUUCCGAAUAGAAUUACCAGAACAUAUGUUUCUGCUAGCUACACUCCCCGACCAGUCAAUAUUAAUACAGCUGAUAUUGAUGUAUCACAAGACAAAUACAGAAAUAAAAAACAAAAUUCAGACGACACUUCACUACAAUCUCAAACAGAAAACUUAAGCGUCGAAGAAGACAAGUGUCCACUAGAACCGAGAGUAGAAGAUAAACCUAAGACUGGUAUAGAUACUUCACCAGGGGUCCAAAAAGGUGCUAUUAAACGUGAACGUACAGUCGUAAGAUUGCACACCCUUAAAAGAAAGGAAAGAGACUCUCCUCGUAAGCCGGUUGAGGAAUUACAAAAACGAAGUGAUAAUAUUAAAAAAGAAGUCAUACUUAGUGAAAAUAAUAAUAAGGAAAAUUCUGUAGAAACCAAAAGAUGGAGAGAAAAAUUGUCUGAAGAUUUGAUUUACAAAGACACAAGAGAAAAAAAAUCUUUAGGAGCCAAGCUUGUUGAAAAAUUUCAAGUAAAAGACAAGGACAACGAUAGUGAUAAUAAUAAAAAUAUUGCAAAUAGAUGUGAAAGUACUGUAUUAAUACCCUCGCAACAACCUAACAUAAAAGUUAAUAAUAAGUCACCAGAUAGGCGGUGUUCAAUGGAACUGUUGGCGGAACAGGCUUCUUUAUUAGACUCGUUAAUAAGAAGGGAAAAUCUUAGCACUGCAAGUUUAGAUUUAAGUAAAGUAGGCACAAAUGUAAGUAAUUUAAAUAAUAAUUUAAAUAAUAAUAUAAAUAAUUUAAAUAAUAAUAUUAACAAUGUUGACGUUGAAACUUCGAAAAAGUUUAAACUUCCGGAACAAAAUUUACCGAUUACAAGUACAAAAUCAGAUCAUUCAUUACAUGAUCGACUUAAUACACUAAAAGAUCAAAAACAUACUUCAACAAGAAGAAGUAUCAAAAAGUCAUCGUCAGGAAGCAACAUUCCUAAACUAGACGCAAUAACUGAAUUUCCUAAACAGCUUAGCCAAAACGUUCUACCUAUUAUUGAAGAAAGUAGACAGUCAGUGAAAGACGGAAAUAUCAUUGAAUCUAAAACAAAACCUGUAUUAAAAGCAAAAAUUACAUCUACUGUGGAAAUUACACCACCAUCUAGUCCAUUAAGAUUUAAGGUAGAAAAUAUAACUGUUGAGGAAAAGCCUCGGAUACAAAAGAAAGAAAUUUGUUUCAGUAGCAUAGUUGAGAACAACAAUUAUUCACAGUUAGUGAAAACUAAGAAAAAUAACACAAUUGUCAGUGAUCCUGUAUCGCCUGAACCAGAGGAUGGCAAUUUUUGGAAUAAAAUUGGAAAACGGGAGACAGUAUAUAUAAAAUCAAGAAAGCAAACAUUAGAAGAAGCGAAAGAGAACCAACAACAUGCCUUAUUUUGGUUUCCAGAAGAAGAAUGUAAGGAACACUCAAUUAUAAAUAUCAAUAUCAAAAAUAUAUCAAAGGAUGAAGAAAAACAAACCAAUAAAACUGAAGUAUAUAGCGAGCAAGAAAAUAUAUACACAAGAAAUGAUGACAAAGAAAAGUGUCUUGAAAAUACUCUGCAACCAAAUUCACAAACGAAUAGUAAAACUCCUCAGAGUGAUAUAUCUACCAAGUCAUCUGUAAAUACACAAUCAAGUUUAGACAUUAAAACAAAGCCUACGAAUAAUGAAACCGUACUUAAUAAGGGAACAAAAGAAUUGUUCGAAGUAAAACAAGGCACAUUUGAAAAAAAUAAACAAAAUGUUACAGAAGACUCGCAAGCAUCAGAAUUGGAAACAAUAAAGCAAAGCUUUAAACAAAAAAUAACUAGUAACACAAUAUUACAAAAUAAUAAAUUAAAUAAUGAAAAUUUAUCGAUCAUUUCUUCAGAUAAUAAAUCAUGUAUUGGGUCAAUGCAUAGAAACAUGAUAGAAGAAAGAAAAGAUAAACAAUUUUCAUCUAAUGACAAGCUUAAAAAUAUAAAGAAAAUGUCACUAAAACAAGAUGAUGAAAUAACUGAAGAUAUCAUAUCAAUCAGCAAACAGAUUGAUAAAGAUUCUACUGAAAAUGUAAUAAAUGAAGCUACUUCAAAUUUAGCUAGUGGUGCAAAUAGACAAAGUGAGUCUGAUACUCAAAUAUGCAUUGAGAAAGGGACAGAAAAAUCAAAACCAGAUAAAUUAAUUUUAAACGAACACAUUCCCAUAUCUAAAAACAAUGAAAUUCUGCACGAGCUAAUAAGUAAAGACAAUAAUAAUAAUACAAACAUGGAGAAUAAUGUACUUAAUAUGGUCAAUACUGAAACUGAUGGAGUUGCUUUUAAUAAAUUAAACACAAUGGAGUUAUGCAAAUUUGAAACAACUGAAAACAUUUUAGUUUUAAGAGAAAAUUCUGAUUCUUGUAUAAACAGCGAGGAUAAUAAUAAAGACAAAAAUAGUGUUUCUAUGAUGCUCUCGAAAACUCAAAACAUUCCAAAUAAUAAUACUGAAUGUAAUUUAUUAAAUGAAGAAGAAUUAAAAGCAAAUAGUGGAUACAAUAAUGUGACUCUACAAAAAGAUAAAAAACAGCAUAUUAAACAACCUUCGAUUAAUAAAUUAUUAAAUCCGAAACCGGCUAAACCUGUGAAGGAGCAAAUGGCACUAAAGCCUUUAAUAGCGACACCCCGGCCCCUACAAAAGAAAGUUCCACAGUUGAUUCAUUCCUCCAGUUCCAGUUCCUCAGAGACAACAUCUGAUGAGGAAACAUCAGAUGAAGAAGGAGAUGUGUCGAAUUCAAGUGAUGGUUCAGGAGAGUUUUACGAAUGUGACAACAAUCCAGAUGGUAGAACAUCAACUGGGUCGAACGACUCUGGCUUCGAUUCCUCUGCCUCAACAUCGCCCGCUGGAUUUAACUGCGUUAGAAAAGACUGCGAUGUAAACUGCCAUAGAAAGUGUGAGAAAUUAACAGCGAACUUAUGUGGGGUAAAUCAGCGGCUUCUGGUCGAAGCUCUAGCGUUUCGAACUGCAUCCAAAAGAGGUGGAGAUUGUCCCAGCACAUCAGCAGGAAAUGUUCCUGCGCAGGCUUUAGGCACAGAUAUCUUAGAACGAGGACUGGAACAAUCUACGGCAUAUGGACUGUUCAGAAAGACAGGUCGUUUUACGCCCCCUGCGCGGUCUAUUCCACGAUUCAGAAAAUAUAAUAUAGAAGAUUUCCAGUUCAUCAAGGUACUGGGCAAGGGCAGCUUUGGUAAGGUGCUACUUGCGGAGUUGAGGGAUACAGAGUAUUACUAUGCUGUGAAAUGUUUGAAAAAGGACGUUGUCCUGGAAGAUGAUGAUGUCGAGUGUACGCUGAUUGAGAGAAAAGUUCUUGCGUUAGGAACUAAUCAUCCCUACCUCUGUCAUUUAUUUGCAACUUUCCAGACUGAUUCUCAUUUGUUCUUCGUGAUGGAGUACCUGAACGGCGGAGACUUGAUGUUCCAUAUACAACAAAGUGGACGGUUCCCAGAACCUCGAGCUAGAUUUUACGCAGCUGAAAUAGUUUCCGGACUGAAGUUCCUACACAAACGCGGCAUCAUAUAUAGGGACUUGAAGCUGGACAACAUUUUACUAGAUUUCGAUGGCCAUGUCCGCAUCGCGGACUUCGGUAUGUGCAAGUUGCAGAUUUAUUUGGACAAAACAGCUGACACAUUCUGCGGCACGCCAGAUUAUAUGGCUCCAGAGAUAAUAAAAGGACUGAAAUACAACCAAACAGUGGACUGGUGGUCUUUCGGGGUACUGCUGUACGAGAUGCUGAUUGGGCAAAGUCCAUUCAGCGGUUGCGACGAGGAUGAGCUGUUCUGGUCAAUCUGUAACGAAAUGCCGUCCUACCCGCGCUUCUUGUCGCAAGAGUCUCUUAGCAUACUCACCAGGUUGCUGGAUAAAGAUGCGCGGACGCGGCUGGGCGGCGCGGAGUGCAUGCACGGCGACAUACGCGACCAGGACUUCUUCCACGCCGUCGCUUGGGACCGCCUCGAGAGGCGCGAGCUCGAGGCACCCUUCAAACCUAAAGUGCGACAUCCACUGGAUACGCAAUACUUCGACAAAGCGUUUACUGGGGAACGACCGCGUCUCACCGCAGUGGAGCCGCACGUCCUACGGUCUAUGGAUCAAGAACCUUUUAGAGGUUUCUCCUACACGAACCCGAAUGCGACAGAUCGCUAA
This is a messenger RNA of Parnassius apollo (apollo), 4422 nucleotides long. The record is from the annotation of a GenBank genome assembly. Lineage: Eukaryota; Metazoa; Arthropoda; Insecta; Lepidoptera; Papilionidae.